Molecule: messenger RNA, 1200 nt
Organism: Pterocles gutturalis (yellow-throated sandgrouse)
Lineage: Eukaryota; Metazoa; Chordata; Aves; Pterocliformes; Pteroclidae
Gene: FYTTD1
Product: forty-two-three domain containing 1
Exons: 9
Biological process (GO): mRNA export from nucleus
Molecular function (GO): mRNA binding
Source: RefSeq, a predicted model, not a curated record
AUGAUAUAAUUAAACUGAACAAGAAAGAAGAGAGGAAACAGUAUUCCCCCAAAAUGAAAAGAGGGCUUCAGCAGAAUCAAACUCGCCAGUUCAGGACACCAGGCUCUAAGUGGGGAAUCCAACAACAGAAAGGUUAUGGCAAAAAUCGUUUGGGACGCAGGAAGAAGAUAGCAGGGAAGAAGCGUUCUUACGGCGUUAUAACUGGCUUGGCAGCCAAGAAGGCAGUGGGUUCACGCAAAGGAAUUAGUCCUCUGAAUAGACAGCCACUUAGCGAGAAGAAUACACAGAGGAAUUACCCAGUUUUGAAAAAGAAAUCGAACCUUCAGAGACAAUCUGAAAUGCAGAGAAAACAAGCUCCAGCCAUCAGGCGGCCUGCCCUGCUAAAUAGAAGGAAUAACGUGCCAUCCACUUUUGCCAGAAUUGGAAACAAACUAAAUCAGCAGAAAGAUACUCGUCAAGCAACUUUCCUGUUUAGAAGGGGCCUGAAGGUGCAGGCCCAAGUGCAGUCAACAGAUGAUCUUGAUAAUCAGACAGUAAAGAGAACUCGUCAAUGGCGAACUUCUACCACAAGUGGAGGGAUUCUCACUGUAUCCAUUGACAACCCAGGAGCAAUCAUAACCCCAAUUUCCCAGAAAUUACGAUUAACUCGUACUCCUGUGCCGCCAUUUCUGAUGAAGAGGGACCAGUCUGAAGAGAAGAAGAUUCCUAAAGGGGUUCCGUUGCAGUUUGAUAUUAAUAGUGUUGGAAAACAGACAGGGAUGACGUUGAACGAACGUUUUGGGAUCCUGAAGGAACAAAGAACUGCGCUGUCGCAGAACAAAGGAAGCCGUUUUGUAACAGUGGGCUAACCUGACAGAUGGACUUGAGCAUUGAUCCCACCUACCUAAUAAACUGAGAUAAAAGUGGGCAGAAGAAUACAGCAUACAUCACUGAAAUUCUCCAGACUUCUUGCUAAGAUGGUGGCAGAGCUAUCUAUAAUACUUUUACUUUGAAUGGUAAAAGACAUAAUGCCCUUAGGGGGGGGAAAGUGGAGAAACUGAUCCACUGGAGUGGCACCAUCACCUGGUUGGAAAAGAUUCUGUUGCCCAGCUGAUGACAAACACUGAUUUUGGUUCAUCUUGCAACCAAAACACAAACACGGAUUUUAAAAGAGUGCUCAGUAUCUGUUCUUUGACCCCUCUGUUAUGGUAAAGAUUGUGU